AUGGCACGCGGCAAGGUGCAGAUGAGGAGGAUCGAGAACUCCGUCCACCGGCAGGUCACCUUCUGCAAACGCCGGGCAGGGCUGCUCAAGAAGGCAAAGGAGCUAUCGGUGUUAACUGAUGCUGAUAUCGGCAUCAUAAUCUUCUCCACACAUGGCAAGCUCUAUGAACUAGCCACCAGGGGGACUAUGGGAGGUUUGAUUGAAAGGUACAGAAAGGCAAGUGGAGAAGCUCAAACUGAAGGGGGUGAAGUGAACCAAGAACAGGAAUCUAAACAGGAGAUAUCAAUGCUAAAGCAAGAGAUCAAUAUACUACAGAAGUGUUUGAGGUGCAUGUAUGGAGAUGGAGCCUCUGAAAAUAUGACACUGGAGGAGCUGCAUGCCUUGGAAAGGCAUCUCGAAAUAUGGACGUAUCACAUACGUGCCACAAAGAUGCAGAUCAUGUUCCAGGAAAUCCAGUCCCUUAAAAAUAAGGAGGGCAUACCAACAGCUGCUAAGGAAUUUUUCCAAGAAAAGAUAGUGGAGCAAAAUGGGCAUUUUGAUGUAGCUCCAAUGCUUGUACAGCAAAAUGGGCAUUUUGAUGCCUCCCCAAUGGUGGUACAUCAAAAUGGGUAUUUUAACGUAGCCACAGCCAUGGAUGACAUCCCAUAUCCACUAACCAUACAGAAUGACUAUUCCCGUUUUACGAGCUCAGCAUGGGCUAGUCCUACUGAGGACAAUAUGGUUGGACGAACGUUGUGACCAAAGAAUUUGUUUAGGGUGUGAAUGCCUCCAAUUUGUAUGAAGUCGCAAUGAUCCCCUUAAGCGUCCAUUUCAGCAUCUGUUAAUAUUGUUAUGGCUUUUGGAGAGUUAUUGCAGUCUGUCCGGUCCUAGUGACUCUUGAGAGGGUUUGAUGUCUUUCUGUGGUUUUAAGAGAAGGUUUGAUGUCUUUCCGUGGGUCCGUAUUAUCCAAUCUAUUGCUUUGAAGUUUAAGUAAUUGUUGAACUUGUUUUCUGUAAGCAUUUAGUUCUUGUUAUUGUAUAUGUUUGUUUUGUAUUUCUGGUGUUGGAUUAAAUUGCUUGAAUGACUAGAAUUGAGACUCUGAUGAUGGUGUUCUCAAAAAAUGAAACUAAGACCAGCUGCACCCUUGAAGAGCUUAUUCAAAAUCAUGAGCCCGCCCACAAUACAAUACCAUUCACGCAGUCCAACGUCCCAGGAUUUAUCGAGAGGAGCUAACUAGAAGCUGCCAAUUGAAAUCCUCAACCCUACUCCCCAUACCUUCCCUAUGUGCAACGAAUAUAUGACCGAACGUACGCCUGCCCUAAAUCCUUGUGCAGAAGUUUUGAAAGAGUAGUAAAUGAACCCCUGUACACAUUUCUGUAAUACUUAUUUAUCUAAUAAUAAACUCCAAGUGGUUAGUUCCUACUGCUUCACAAUGAAAAAAAUAAAAAAAAGUUUUGAAAGAGCAAUCCCUUCAAAUCAAAGAAAGGAAAUGCUGUCCAACUCUCCAAAGUACUUACACAAAUGGUAUCACCACCGUACACUCCCAUGAGUGGGGAGAAUUUAAGGUUGAAAGGUGGGAUUAGCCC
Molecule: messenger RNA, 1565 nt
Organism: Phoenix dactylifera (date palm)
Lineage: Eukaryota; Viridiplantae; Streptophyta; Magnoliopsida; Arecales; Arecaceae
Source: RefSeq, a predicted model, not a curated record